Molecule: messenger RNA, 813 nt
Organism: Penicillium vulpinum
Lineage: Eukaryota; Fungi; Ascomycota; Eurotiomycetes; Eurotiales; Aspergillaceae
Product: Short-chain dehydrogenase/reductase SDR
Exons: 5
Coding region: 1-813 (270 amino acids)
Molecular function (GO): oxidoreductase activity, acting on the CH-OH group of donors, NAD or NADP as acceptor
Source: RefSeq, a predicted model, not a curated record
AUGUCUUCCUAUCUCAUCACUGGUGCGAGUCGUGGUCUCGGAUUCGAAUUUGUUCGGCAUCUUGCUCAGAAUCCAAACAAUACUGUCAUUGGCCUUGUCCGGAACAAAGUUGCGGCUGAUUCAAAGGCCAAGGAAGAGGGUCUUCAUAAUGUCCACAUGGUUGAGGCCCAGUAUACCAAUUUGGCGUCCCUGAAGAAAGCUGCAGAAGUGGUCAACGAUAUCACCCUGGGAGGUCUGGACUAUCUAGUCAACAAUGCCGCCGUCGUCUCGCAUGUCAGCGAAUUCAAAACAUUGGGCGACUUUGACGAUGAUUUCGAGACUUUAGAAAAAGAUCUCUUGGAGUCGCUGGAAAUCAACCUUCUAGGCGUCAUGAAGACAAUCCAUGCCUUUGUACCUCUCAUUCUCAAAGGCAAGGGCAAAAAGGUCAUCACUAUCUCCAGUGGUAUGGCCGAUAUUGACCUGAUUAAUGCGACCGAGAUCGCUUUCGGUGGACCAUACGCUAUCAGCAAGGGCGCCAUGAAUGUCGCCAUUGCCAAGUACAACGCCCUUUACAACAAGGAUGGCAUUCUUUUCCUCGCCGUAAGUCCCGGAUAUGUUUCGACUGAGCGAAACAAUGUCGAACCCGCACCAGAAGAUGCUGACAAGGUGGCUACUCUUGUGGGCAACUUCGUCAAGUAUGCACCGCAUUUCCAGCGCCCUCUGACACCAGAGGAAUCGGUCGCUGCGGUCCUUUCCGUCAUGGAUAAAGCCUCAAUCGCGAAUGGAGAUGGCGGUGCCUUUAUCUCCCAUUUAGGAAAUAAACAGUGGCUGUAA